Molecule: messenger RNA, 3849 nt
Organism: Cololabis saira (Pacific saury)
Lineage: Eukaryota; Metazoa; Chordata; Actinopteri; Beloniformes; Belonidae
Gene: stxbp4
Product: syntaxin binding protein 4
Exons: 22
Coding region: 203-2362 (719 amino acids)
Biological process (GO): insulin receptor signaling pathway; regulation of insulin secretion involved in cellular response to glucose stimulus
Cellular component (GO): cytoplasmic vesicle
Molecular function (GO): syntaxin binding
Source: RefSeq, a predicted model, not a curated record
UGAGCCUGGAUUAGCGGAUUUCAGCGCGCUCCCCCCCGCGCGCUCACACUGAGCCUGUGUCCUUUCAUCUCCUCUGAACCUGCACAGCCUCGCGCUGCUGUUUUAUUUCUCUUUUCUGUUUGUGUUCUGGUGCGUGAAUCAGUCGGGUCGUGAGCGUAUGCUGGUGUGAUGCCGUUCCUGCCUCAGGACGCGGAGCGCUUCGAUGGUCUGUCCCUGCUGUACUGACAAAGUUCCGACUUCUUACCUUCCGUCUGACAGUUUCGGCGGUUCUCCCGCUUUCCUCAGAGUGUGGACAAUGACGGGCUUGAUGGCUGAGGCUGCUUGCUUGCUGAUUGGGACCAUCAUGGGCCCCCACGGCAUCAACCGGGCCGUCCAGAGGCUGGAGUUCUGCGACUGCAAGAAGGGACUGGGUGUUAAAAUAAUCGGGGGCUACAGAGAGUUGACAGGUGAAGAGUUCGGCAUCUACGUGAAGCGCGUGAUCGCCGGUGGCUUGGCGGCUUUGGAUGGCCGGCUUAAGUCCGGCGACCUGAUUCUGGACGUCAACAACGUCAGUCUAAUUGGGGUGACUAAUGACAGGGCAGUGGAGAUCUUGAGGACGGCUACACUCUCCAAUCACAUGUCCCUGUUGAUUGCCAGAGACGAUGAGUCCAGGAGAGAGUUUGCAGAGUUAAUGGAGAAGUACGGCUCUAACAGCAGCACGGCUUCAGGACGAAUCUCUCCGACGCAGCAGACCACAGGGAAGCUCACAGACACAGCGUCCUCCUCCUCCUCGUCCCGCUCAGAGAGCCCCCAGCUCCUCAGUCCUAAGGAGGGGGUCACCACCCACAGCCACACUCCCCACUCCACCAUGCACACACCUAUGCACACCUUCAGUGACAGUGUUAUCCAGCUGAUCUGUGUUGCCAAGGGAACAGGCCUGGGGCUCGUCGUCAAGGGAGGUGCCAACCGACCCGAAGGACCGAUGGUGUUCAUCCAAGAGAUUGUUCCAGGCGGAGACUGCCAGAAGGACAGUCGGCUGCAGGUGGGGGACCAGCUGGUGUCAAUCAACAAAGAGUCCUUGAUCGGUGUGACGUACGAGGAGGCCAGGAGCAUCCUGACACGAACCAAACUCAGACCGGACCCCACGGUGGAAAUCGCCUUCAUCAGGCGGAGGUUGUCGUCCAGCUCCAGCAGUGGAUCCCACAGUCCCAUCUGUCUGCAGGGGGGCAGCAUAGCGCAGAUCAGGGUCCCGGGGACCGGCACCACGCCUACACCGCCCACCACAAUCACCAAGAUCACCUCCAGCCGAAACCCCCCCUGUGAGACUCUGCCGGCGGUCAACUUGACCCAGGUCCGCGUGGCUCCAGCUAGACCAGACCAGACUCAGGUCUCCUCAACACCACAGAAUGCCACUAUCCUUCAUCCAAACCCAGAUCCGGCUGGCGGACCCCCUCCUCAGAGGAAAUCGGCCCUCAAUGCCAGUCGUCUCAGACUGGAGAGACUGGAACAGGCUCUGGAUCUGAUUGGUUUGAAGCCCACAGAGACUCAACGGCAGGUUCUCUGGUCCAGACUCCGAGCUGAUCCGGCCGGGACGGUGGCCGUCACAGACGUGGAGGCUCUGAUCCAGGAGCUGUUCAAGUCUCAGCUGGAGGAGCUGGGGGGAUCCCAGCCGGGGUCCCGAUUCACAGCCGAUGACCUGUCCAGCCUGUUGGAGUCGCCCGCCAAUCUGCAGCCGUCACUUUCAGACUCAGACGACCUGGAGGAGAUGGAGAGGCUGAGGAAGGAGCACAUCGAGGCUCUGAGGGAGAUCAAGAGACUGCAGGAGCAGCUGCUCGAGUCGCAGAAAGUUCAUCAUAAGAUGGAGGAGGAGCUCAGCAAAGUUCAACAGGAAGUGAAAGUCAUGGCAGAGGAGAGUCGGGGUCUGAGGACUCAGAUCCAGCUGGCCGAGGAGGCCCAGAAACAGGCCAGGGGGAUGGAAAUGGACUACGAAGAGGUGAUCCACCUGCUGGAGGCUGAGAUUGCAGAGCUGAAGACCGGGAGGGUGGAGCCGCCGGGGCAGAAGGACGAGCCGGACGAGCUGAAGAAGAGGGUGGUGGUCCUGGAGUGUCAGCUUCGGAAGAGCGAAACAGCCAAAACCGGUUUUGAGAUGUCAACAGCAAAGCUGCUGAGUUUUGUGGAGAAUGUCGAAGAGUUCCUCCUGGAAAACCAGGGCCCCCCCAAGAGCUACAGCUCCGGAGACAUGAGAGUGGGCUGUCCGGCCUCCCACGUGACCUCCCCCCACUACAGGAAGAGUCCGUGGACGGCAGCGACCCUUGCUCAGGAAGCAAAGGAGCUGACACAGACCAUCAGAUCAGUCCUGGAGGUGGAGUUGUUGACCUUCUAGAGGAGAAGGAAGUAGGUGAAGCUCGCGGUAUCUUUGAGCCCUUCCUGCUUCUCCCGUUGGCUCCUGGUGUCACCUCCUGCUGGUCCCCUGGUCUCCUCACCUCCCGCUGGGUCCUGGUCUUACCUCCGGCCAACAACUGGGCUCCUCGUCUCCCGCAAACACACUUGUGUUGUCUCCUGCAUGAAACUGCAUUGUUUCCGUGAAGCAGCUCAUCGGUUGCUGCCAUCUUCUGGAGUGGCGUUUGGUGCAUGGACCUGCCAUUGGGGGUCAUGACUCAGAACUGCUCAGACCUCCGAGGAUCAGUGUUUUCAGGACCAAACCAUUGGUCUUGUUAAUUAUAUGAUUCAUGAAACCAGAAACUGGAUGUCCAUCAGCUUCAAUUAUAUCUCAGAUUAUGUGUGUCUAGGAUAACUUUUCUGGAAAUAUCCCAACGAACCAACGAACUGUCAUUUCACAUUUUUCAAACAUUUAAACUGUUUUUGUCAGUUUUUUUUUUAAUGGUAACAUUUGUGCAAGUAUGGCCAUGUGUAAAAGUAAGUACGCCCUUCAUAGGAAAGAACAGUCAGCAAAUUUACCCCAAAAUCAGACCAAUGUUCAGAGAAACACUAUUUUUGUGGAAAUGUCCUCUCAAAUUGUAGAGGGUUUAAUGAAUAAGGUCCAUUGAUUGGACCAUGAACAUCUCUGCAUACCAGAGUAUUUAUGUCCAUCUGUCUGGCAGCUGAGGAAGGGCUGAACACAUCAGGAAACCUGUCUCGACCUGCCAUGACCAGAAGGUUUUAUCAUGUUUUUAUGCAAAAACUUCUCUCUGCACCCUAUUCCCUGUCUCUAAUAUAGUCUUCUGGAGUUACACAAUCGUAUAAAACCAGGAUUAAAAGAGAGUGUACCAGUUUUCGCACACAAUUGUGUGUUUGCUUUAUUCCAGCGUUUAUUUUCAGCAGAGCUCAAGAAAAGUAAAGAAAUUAAGAGUGAAAGGUGCCUAAAUGGUCUUUUGAUCAACUGACUGAUGAACGGAGUUCCAGGAACAUUUUUCUGGUCCUCCAACGUGGACUCUUAACAAGAAACUCAGUAGAGACCGGUAGAAAUCCUCCGUGUGAUUCGUUUUCAUGUUUCAUCAUCUGGUUCAUGUCUCUCCACUUCCUGUCCUACUGUGUUUAGCUUUGUGUCCGUGGCUGAAAUCAAUCAGCCCAUCAUGCAUAGGUUUAAGUAGUUCUCACAACAUGUUACAGCUAAAAAUACCGUAAACUACACAGUGACAUACCGGAAUAAAAAUAAGUGACUCUCACACUCGUGUUUGUGCAGUAGAUUAGUCAACGAAACAAAGCAUCAUGGGAGGAAGACUCCGGACUCCCCAGCAAAGAGAUGAAGGCGGAUGGAUCAGCGAGGACUCGGUUCUGUUCUUCUGACUGGUCGUGCAUCAUUUCCACUGUCUGGCCCUGAUGUCCAGCAGAUGUUGUACCGCUCUGUAAACUGCUUGGUUGAGACUGAAA